GGAAGAUAUUAGCCCUCAGAAUACUAGAAGGGAUCAGGUGUCCUCUGCUUCAUCGCUUCAUCUAGGAGAUGAGCGUGCUUGUUACCUAGGGGACCCUGUUGGAGCAGCAUACGAUGAGGCAGAAGAAGGAGCGCUGAGGCUAAACGGAGGUGGAGGACGCAGUACUAGAAUCCCAACGAUUUCUCCUGCUUCUAGAACAUCUAUGAAGAGCAGAAGGACACGAACUUCUGGAAUCGAUUUCGAGGCUACUCCUUUCAACAAGAACUCGUUGUUUAGAAGUACUCUUGGUAGUACCCAAGAUGAAGACGGGGAGGACGACGAAUUGCUCGAAGAAGAACAGCAGAUUGAGGAAUUGCAGUACAAUACUUUUCAUCAGAGGAACAAUAAUCUGCUGAACACCGCAAAGUUAAGGGUUUCCACGUUGCAUCCUGAACUUUCAUCUUUGAAUCUUUUCCCACUAAGAAAGAAGGCAAGGAUGUUCUGAAGAAUGCAAAGGCGGAACCUCUAUCAAAAAGUCAAUGGCACAAUCGAAAACCAUUAGAGAGUGCGCGCUUACAAGUUUACAGUGCCGAACUAGAUGAGGCUGUGAGAAAACGGGAUGCUUCCUCAAGUUCCUUAGUAGUCGACGCCGCGACCAAUAGUGGUAGUUUCUUCUUUACGCCUAGAAAGAAGCCAGAAGAGAAGAUAGGUGACAGAGGAAGGACGAACUCAGCAGACGAAAGCGCGCGCAAGAGAUACGAGAUGAUCUUACGGCGUCAUUCUACUCCACUACUGAUUAUCAGAUUCUAGCCUAUGCACUCCCCUAUCGAAUCUAUGUACUUACUUCCUUAAACCGUGUCCUAGACCAAAUAGGAAGCCAGUGAAGUUACAGCACUACAAGGGACACGCAACUAUUGUGCGCAAUUUUUUUCUGAGACCACUUGGCAAUGAAAGUAGACACAUCUAACCCCAGCCCAAGUCCAGCGCGAAUCCCGUACCGCUAGGAGCACUGGUGUGGUACCAGAGGACUUCGAUCCUUUGCGCAACCUUGUGGCGCCACCAGCUCUACAUUCGCCAUUUAGAACGAAAGCCUUGUUGGAAGGAGGAAAAAACGGUGGAUGGAUUGACUUGCAGAAAUGACCUUUUUGGGAGGGAAGGUGCACUGAUAAGUCUGUUGAAGCUAUUGCCGAUACUAUGUAUGUGUUGUAAAAAACGUUGCACUAACUACACCAGUACUGUAGUAGCCAGAGUAGUGAAUGGCAGCAGAAGUAAGAGGUAGAAAGUUUCAUGUAAAAUCAAAAAAUUGCGAUUACGACGCAUCUCCACAGAUGAAGUGACGAAAAGACUGACACCCUUGUAGCCUAAUUGAAGUAAAAAAGUUCAGAAACAGUAUCUAGUUCUAUGCAAACAGUAUCUAGGUCUAUGCAAACAGUAUCUAGUUGGAUUCAAACAGCAUCUCGUUCUAUUCAAAAAAUAAUGUACCUUCUCGUACGUCUGGCAAAUGCACCGCAGCCGUAAAUGCACCGCAGUCUACGUCCUCUAGUAAAGUGCUGAGAAAAAAAGGUCUAGUAGAGCUUGUUCUUUUUUCUUGAGUAGCUAAGAAACAUGCAGUGAUCACUAGUAUAUGGAGAACAGUGAAAUACUUUAGUAGGUCACUGAUGAUCAUUUCCAUAAGUCGGACUUGCCUGUUUCGAAUGUCGUUUCAUGCGUACACAUCAGAUAGCAAAGUACUAGUGACACGAUAGACACUAGGUCUAGUAGACAAUUUAAAACGUAUAAACUACACAAAAUGCGUGAGCGCCACCUACAGAAAAGCAUGCUUCUAAUGAACGUAGAAAGUACUAGAAUUGAAGAGGAAGAGAAUGCAUAGAUGCGAGCGGAAUGCUGCAAGCAUGCUUAUAAAGAACGUAGAAACUUCGAAAGCUAGUACUUGAGGCUGUACAACUAGUGUUUAGGAAACAGAGAACUAAAAGGGCUCAUGCUACAUGCAUGAUACAUACAGCAUAUGAUUCGACCUUAUUUCCCUAGACUAUUAUAGCUUGUCAACGUAUUAUUAAUAUUAUAGCUUGUCAACGUGUCUUCGAUCUUAUCAACGGUAGUGGUUGUGCAUAUGCGAACGUUUCAUAUUUCUUGUUUUCUUUCAUAAUUCGCCUGAGGGUCUUCAGACGAACUCUUAGCAAAGCGGGACUUUCCCGUAUAUGGGCAGGAGUCUUUUCUGAGGAUUACACCAGGAUCUAUUCAUUGCCAACAGUAUUGAUAAGUGUUGGCCGUUAUCAAGAUGUUUUUCCAAAAAAAAAAACCACUAAAAAUCCACUACCGCCUCGGCUGGAACUAGCUAAGCAAGUGCCCCAUAAGGAGAAGAAGAG
Molecule: messenger RNA, 2345 nt
Organism: Amoebophrya sp. A25
Lineage: Eukaryota; Dinophyceae; Syndiniales; Amoebophryaceae
Source: the annotation of a GenBank genome assembly